This is a messenger RNA of Vigna radiata var. radiata (mung bean), 2260 nucleotides long. RefSeq names its product pectin acetylesterase 10. The transcript has 12 exons. Bases 630 to 1892 code for a protein of 420 amino acids. The record is from RefSeq and is a predicted model, not a curated record. Gene Ontology annotation, biological process: cell wall organization. Gene Ontology annotation, cellular component: plant-type cell wall. Lineage: Eukaryota; Viridiplantae; Streptophyta; Magnoliopsida; Fabales; Fabaceae. Gene Ontology annotation, molecular function: pectin acetylesterase activity.
UCAUGAGAGCAGAGGGCCCAGAGUUUCAACAGUGUGAGAAUGAUGGGAGUGAGGUACAGCUCUGGCCAGCUUCCUCUUCUCACGUUUCAUGUCGGUGCUCUUUUCUUCACAUUCCUUACCUUCUCUUUGCCUUCACUUUCUAAGCUACAACCUUAGUUACUCUCACUCACUCCUUCAUUAUCUAUACUUUCAUUUCAUUCAUGUGAUUGCCAUUAUUUACUCUCUCAAUCAAUUUCAUUCCUUUCUUGCUUGUUGCUUGAACUUUGCUGUUUAUCAUUUCCGUUUUUUUUCAGUCCUAAAACUCUGUCCUACCUUUCUAUGUUUUCUAUUUAAGCUUCCUCUGUGUUUUCUUGCAGCUAUUAUUGCUGCAUUCAUUGUUACUUUAUUACCCAAGCAGAAAGCUUGCUUAUUUAUCUUAUCAUUUCCUCUCCGCGAUUUCACUUUGACAAUUUCACACCCUUUGGAAAAAAGUUUGCCUUUUUGUUUCUCCCUCUCCCCCAAAAGAAUAUACUUGUUCCCCAUUCUCUUCUUUCCCUCCAACUAUACUCUCUUGAACUCUUCCUUUUCAUGCUUAAAGUUCUGGUGAAGCAGCCCUUUUAGUUGCCACUGUGUUUUUGUUUCUGUUGGCAAUGAGCCAAAGAAGCAAGAGUCGUGGAGGCAUGAAGCUGCUGAAGCAGAGGAUGUUUUUGUUUGUGGGCUUGGCGAUAUUGAAAUGGGUAGAAGGCAUGGAGGAUACUAAUGUGACAGAUAUAGAUAUGCUAUAUGUCAACGGAAGAGGUUUCUACAGACCUUUGAUGGUUGGGAUUACACUUAUUAAUGGAGCUGCUGCUAAAGGAGCUGUCUGCCUGGAUGGAUCUUUACCAGGUUACCACUUCCAUCGGGGAUAUGGUUCAGGAUCAAACAGUUGGCUUAUACAAUUGGAGGGAGGAGGCUGGUGUGGAACUAUAAAAAAUUGUCUUUACAGUAAGAAAACACGUCAUGGUUCUUCAUUCUUUAUGGAAAAACAAAUACCAUUUAUUGGGAUAUUGAGCAACAAAGCUGAGGAAAAUCCAGAUUUUUUCAAUUGGAAUAGAAUAAAAAUCCGUUAUUGUGAUGGGGCAUCAUUUAGUGGGGACAGUCAAAAUGCGGGAGCAGGAUUAUAUUUCAGAGGGCAACGCAUUUGGCAAGCUGCUAUGGAAGAUCUAAUGUCAAAAGGAAUGCGCUAUGCCAAACAGGCUCUUCUAUCUGGAUGUUCUGCAGGAGGUUUAGCUACUAUUAUACAUUGUGAUGAAUUUCGGGAAUUGUUUCCUAGAACCACAAGAGUAAAAUGCCUGAGUGAUGCUGGAUUGUUCCUUGAUUCUGUUGAUGUGUCUGGCCGUCGCAGCUUGAGGAAUUUGUUUGGAAGUGUGGUCACCUUACAGGGAGUGCGAAACAGCCUUCCAAGAAGUUGCACCAGUCGCCUCAAUCCAAUUUUGUGCUAUUUUCCUCAGCACUUAAUUGCCGGUGUUAGGACACCACUGUUUCUUCUCAAUGCAGCUUAUGAUACUUGGCAGAUUCAAGCCAGUCUUGCUCCACCAUCUGCUGACUACCGAUGGAACUGGUAUGAAUGCAGAAAAGAUUAUGCACGUUGCAGUGCACCACAGAUACAGUAUCUUCAAGGUUUUCGAAAUCAGAUGCUUAGAUCUACAAGAGCCUUCUCACGGUCUUACAAAAAUGGGCUAUUCAUAAAUUCAUGUUUCGCACAUUGUCAAUCAGAAAGACAGGAUACGUGGUUUGCUCGUGAUUCUCCUCGUAUAGGAAACAGGGGAAUCGCAGAGUCUGUUGGGAACUGGUUUUUUGACCGAGUUAGUGUCCAGGCUAUUGGUUGUCCUUACCCUUGUGACAAAACCUGCCAUAAUUUGGUUUUUAAGUGAUCACUGCUCAAGUCUUAUUCUUUCAAAAAAAUUAUUCUGCUCCUACAUUGCACACAAGCAGCCAUUGGGAUCUGAAGAAGAAAGACAUUGCCAGAAAAAGCUAUGUUCAUUCAAUUUUAUUUUUAUUUUUUCAAGUAGAUUCAGGUUCCUUUCUCUGGAGUAAGUUGUUUUCUGUCUCUUCCCUCUUCGAUUCUCAUUACACAGUAUUCUCUCCAAUGGAUGAAACAACAUUUCAUCUUUUAUAGUCAAAAUAAUAUACUGUAUAAAUGACUGCAAAUUUACUUUAUAACUUCACUUUCUAAGAGUCCAUAAAACUAUUAUGGAUUUGCGAUUACACUCUUAUUUUAUAUACCAUUUAAGCUUCUUUC